UGGAGGUGGAUAAUCUCACAACUCUCAACUUCACUGUCCCAAAGAGCAAGACAGACACUGGGGUACUCUUCUCUGAAAUUGAGAACUUGAAAGCCACCAUCUUCAGUGCAAUAAUUCAACACAAACUAACCAAAGAUUCAUUUCCCCUGCCUGCUGAGAGUUUUACAGAUUCUCCAUUGAUGGAUCUUGAAGGGUGGGAAAUCUUACCAGACUAUGGAUUUCUUGAAAUCCAUGAUGUUGAUGGAGGAGGAGGCAAGAAAAUCUUCUCCACAGAAUGUUACACUGACUCCAUCAACAUCAACCAUGAACUGCUCACUCUCCCAGUUGAUGAUCAUGGUGUUGAGUCUCCAGUGGUAUAUGAUCAGGCAGAGCAAGAAGUGUCUCAGGUUUUCUUCAAGAAGAUGGAGGCUGAAUUCGCGGGCACUGCAAAAAUAGAGUCACCAAGAUCAAACAGCAAGUCCUUUGUGCCCAAGAUUGAGGUAGGAGAAGCUUACAGAAGGAAGGCCAUGGAAGGUGAUCAGAUGGAUGGUGGUGUUCAUCAACAGAAUGGAGGAGUCAAGAUAUGGAGGUGGAGCUUGAAUGGAAUUGGAGCUGUUUGUUCCUUUGGGGUAGCUGCAGCUGCUGCUGCCACUCUCUGCAUAAUUUUCAUUGGAAAUUCCCAGAAGCACAGGCACCAGAAUCACAAACUCUGUUUCCAGAUCUGCACUGAUGACAAGAGAAUCAAGAAAGCAGUUAACCCUGCACCCAAGUUGGAUGAAGCAAAUUGAGGGAAAACAGGACUUUUCACUGUUCAUCAGGUCUUGUGAAUCCUUAUUUUCCAAUUAUGCUAUCUCAGUGUUUCAUAAGAUCCCCCAAUGUAAAUAUGUAGAGAAACAUUUUAAAACUGCUUCUACCUGGAAUGUAAAUAUCCUUCAUAUUUUGCAGAAAUUGAAUAUUGAAAAUACUUUUCAAUA
Ipomoea triloba (trilobed morning glory) is the source of this 953-nucleotide messenger RNA. RefSeq lists its product as uncharacterized. The transcript is spliced from 2 exons. The coding region runs from base 180 to 767 and encodes 195 amino acids. The record is from RefSeq and is a predicted model, not a curated record. Lineage: Eukaryota; Viridiplantae; Streptophyta; Magnoliopsida; Solanales; Convolvulaceae.